Messenger RNA from Panicum virgatum (switchgrass), 1477 nucleotides. RefSeq lists its product as uncharacterized. The transcript is spliced from 3 exons. The record is from RefSeq and is a predicted model, not a curated record. Lineage: Eukaryota; Viridiplantae; Streptophyta; Magnoliopsida; Poales; Poaceae. The coding region runs from base 165 to 1223 and encodes 352 amino acids.
CUCUUUUUAUUUGUUGAUUUUUUUUUUGACGUAGUGCGAGAUUUUCGCUGGACGCUUGGCAGAGCAGACUAGUAUAAGUAGGCAACGCCUUCGUAGUUCCUUGAUACAGUUCGAUCUCUCCGGCCAUCGUGAGGCAUAAGCAGCCUAAACUAGGAGUGGUGGCUAUGGCUGACACUGGUGACAUUGUGGCGCUGAACGAGGAGCAGCUGAAGAAGCUAGCCCUCCUGCUGCGGAACCAAGAGGAGCCCCUUAUGAGCCAGGUGGUGAAGUCGGAGGUGGAGCGCGUCAAAUACAUCAAGAUUGUAAACGACUCGUACAAGGGAACAAUCAGCCUGCUGGACGACAGCUCGGAGAUGAACACCAAAUACGGGGCCGAAGGUGGCGCCAAGGCUGACAUUGCGCAGGAUGCUUUCGACUUCAUCUUGCACGGCCUCAACUUUAGCAUGUCGAGCAUCCGAAACUGCUGCCUGCGCGUGGACUGCAUCGACAAGAUCAGGGAGCACUACGGCUCCGUCGUCUCCAAGCUCGCCGAGCUCGACCCUGACGACGUUCCCGGCGUCCAGCAGCUGGCAGAGGAGAUGAAGAAGGUCAAGGACGCCAUGAAGGAGUACUGCAACAACACAAGGAGCGCCUCGUCACGGGCCUUGUCUAAAGCCUACUCCAUGGCCAUGAAGCAAGAGGGGAUCAAGUUCCCACGACUUAUAGAAAAGCACAAGGUGAAGCUUGGCUACGAGGGGGAGUUCGAGCAGCUGAGCGAUGCCCAGAAGCUGGAGGUCUACAACAGCAUCAUCAACGAGUCCGGCCGGGCCACGAUGCCGGCACUGGAAGUGCUCAGCUCAGCAGCAGGGGUGGCGUUGCUGGCCGUGGCGGCGAGCCUCAUGGUGUGGGACAUCUUCACCGCGGAGGACAAGCUGGAGACCGUCAUCCACGACUCCGUCAAUGUCCUCGCGGAUGUUGGGGCCUUCUAUGUGCAGGUUGCUGUGGAGGCGGCCGUCACGGAAGCCGUUGCAGACCUCGAGCUGGGCGUCUUCUUGGUGUCACUUGCCGGAUUUGUGGCGGGCACGGGGGCCGGGCUCCUUUUUGUCGCCGCCGCUGGGGUGCUCAUCGACCUUAUCAUGGGCACAGGAGGUGCUCAGGCACCCCCUGUCACCGACCUUAAGUUCCACACAGCCACCAUGCCUGAUGGCAUGGCGCUUGCCUACAUCAUUGUGCACGAUGGCUAAACUACUAGGACGCCUCAUGGCAUGCAUUGCGCUUAUUAUUGCCCUCCCAAGAUCAAGAUGCUUGCCUAAACUAGCUUCACCGCACGCCCUGCAUCGCCUGCUACUAUUUGCUUGCUUUAUUCGUGUGUGAACUGCACCAUGUAGUUGCUUUUGUAAUAAUAGUGGUCUCAACCCUCCUUUGUAAAGAGGAGGGUGAAGCCCAAUAUGUUUUCCAUUAUCUUAUAAAAAAUAAAGUUUCCCUUCUUCGAUCUUCA